CACGCCCCUUCUGAGACUGUCUGUCAUGGCUGCGCACAGCGUGAGUGAGGUGCUAAAAUAACGUUUAUUUUUUGCUGAGGCGAAUACGUGUAACAUUUGUAUAACAUAUGAGAUAUGUUGUUCAUUUUAGUAGCUCCAGUUAUAACCUCACAGCGUUAUCUUUGGUAACAUCACGUUAUGUGCUCUUUACCUGAAGAACUAGUUCCGAAGUCACCUAAAGUCAUAAGAUAUUUACUAACCUAACGUUUAUAUAUCUAUAUCUUUCUAUCUAUAUAUGUGUGUGUUCAGCAUUAUUUAUACGACACGUGAAAUAUACAGACACUGACUUUAUUGUCUUUAAGUUCACUGAUGUGGGCUAAAUUAUUUCUGCGCCCCUCGUUUGUCACUCGCCUUCAUCAUCUCACGUGGAGUCGCAGAUCAUUAGUCACAAUGCAACUGAAAACUAAAGAGUUUGAGUCCUUAUUUACCGACGGACUGGUUGGCCUGGCUGAAAUGUUUGAGAAGAACCAGUUUGAGCUGAGGAUUGCAGGAGGGGCGGUUCGUGACCUUCUGUCAGGAAAACGGCCUGAAGAUGUGGAUUUUGCCACCACAGCCACUCCAGAGGAGAUGAAGAACAUGUUCCAGGCAGAAGGAGUGAGGAUGAUCAACAACAAAGGAGAGAAACACGGGACCAUUACUGCCAGGCUUCAUGAUGAGAACUUUGAAGUGACCACUUUGCGAGUGGAUGUACAGACCGACGGGCGGCAUGCAGAGGUGGAGUUUACCACCGACUGGCAGAAAGAUGCAGAGCGCAGAGAUCUCACCAUCAACUCCAUGUUUCUUGGGUUGGAUGGAACUCUCUAUGAUUAUUUCCAAGGAUAUGAGGACCUCAAGAACCGUCAAGUUAAAUUUGUUGGCAGCGCCUCGCUACGGAUCCAAGAGGACUACCUUCGAAUUCUGAGAUAUUUCAGAUUUUAUGGGCGGGUGACAACUGAGCCUGGGCAACAUGAACCUGAGACUCUGGAGGCAAUAAGGGAGAAUGCCAGAGGAUUGGCAGGAAUCUCAGGUGAGAGGAUCUGGGUGGAACUGAAGAAGAUGCUGGUUGGAAACCAUGCUGAUCACCUGCUUGAGCUUGUCUAUGAGUUGGGCCUUGCCCAGUACACAGGUCUUCCAGCAGAUGGCAAUGUUGUGGAGAUGAAGCAGAUCUGGCAGAAGGCUCAUGACAGCUCUCCUAAACCAAUGACUAUCCUGGCAGCUCUGUUCCGAAGCCAGGAUGAUGUGGAGAAACUGGAUCUGCGAUUGAAACUAUCCAGAGAGGAGAAAAAUCUGGGUCUCUUUUUGGUCAAAUACAGACGAGACCUCGUUAAGGGACAGGACGAACAUGACAACAUGAAACCAUACACAGAUUUCAUCAUUGAUUCUAGAGAGCCGGAUUCCCAGAGUAAAGUACUGGAGCUGCUGAAAUAUCAGGGAGAAAAGAAACUCUUAGAUGAGCUGAGCAGGUGGUCCAUUCCGCGCUUCCCAGUGAGUGGGCAUGACCUACGAAAACUGGGUUUUACCUCUGGUAAAGAGAUUGGCAUCAUCCUUCAGGAGCUAAGGGACAUGUGGAAGAAGAGCCACUAUCAGAUGAGUAAAGAGGAACUCCUGGCCACCCUCAGCACAUCCUGAUGCCAGAUAAGGAAACACACUAACAUCAAAAGUGCUUGUUCCUCUGCAUGCAUGUGCAGUAAUGCAUUAUGAGUAUGUGUCCAGAAGCUGCACCUCCAGCUCCGGUGUCAGUUCGUAGUGUAAGAAGGAACCGUCAGGUCAGUCGUAUAAAUCACUUUGUCCUACGUCUUUGCAGAUACAAUGCUAUCACAGGUUUAGGUAUAUCUUGGGAGUUUGUAUUAGCUAUGGUUUAUUUGGAUGGUCGUAAGGGUGCAGAACAUGCAUUGGACCGUUUUUUUUUUUUAUAUAAAUUGGGAUUUAGUUUGACAUAAUAUCAUAUUGGUUUAAACUGAAUGAUGAGGCGAUGCAAAGUUCAUUUCGAUUUUUGUCCAUUUGAUGUGGGAUUUUGCCCUUUCUGAAGAGUGGUGUAAUUACAGCGAAGGGGGUAAUUUAUCUCUUUAGCAGAGAUGACAUCUUAUAUGAAGCUGUAGCCAUGGUUUCAUUAUGAAGAAAAUGAUGUUGCUUUUGUCAACAGUUCAUAGUUAUUACAAGGUUAUGCAACCAGGUGUUUACUUUGAAAUAAAGUAACCCACAUCACAUCGUA
Molecule: messenger RNA, 2230 nt
Organism: Puntigrus tetrazona (Sumatra barb)
Lineage: Eukaryota; Metazoa; Chordata; Actinopteri; Cypriniformes; Cyprinidae
Gene: trnt1
Product: tRNA nucleotidyl transferase, CCA-adding, 1
Exons: 7
Coding region: 349-1647 (432 amino acids)
Biological process (GO): RNA processing
Molecular function (GO): RNA binding; nucleotidyltransferase activity
Source: RefSeq, a predicted model, not a curated record